Messenger RNA from Fusarium coffeatum, 6072 nucleotides. RefSeq lists its product as uncharacterized. Gene Ontology annotation, molecular function: protein binding. The transcript is spliced from 2 exons. The record is from RefSeq and is a predicted model, not a curated record. Lineage: Eukaryota; Fungi; Ascomycota; Sordariomycetes; Hypocreales; Nectriaceae. Bases 1 to 6072 code for a protein of 2023 amino acids.
AUGGUCGACCAAUCACCUAUCCCGAGCUUUAGCGCGUCUACUGUUCCGCGUCAAGACGCUGCUACCCUGGAGCGUCUCCACACUUGGAUUAAACCUACCAAGUAUGAGGGUGAUGGAAGUGAGCUUGAAAAGCAUGCUAGCUCACAUCUCGAGGGUACCGGCCAGUGGCUGUUUGACUCGCCUGUCUUUCAACAGUGGCACGAUGGUAGCGAGCAUGGCAUACUGUGGAUUCGAGGUGUGCCCGGUGCAGGUAAAUCAGUGCUCGCAGCAAAGUUGGUUCGUCACCUCACUCUUGGGAAGUACCCAGUGUUUCACUUCUUUUUCCGCCAUAGUAUCGAGUCCAAUCACCGUCCUGAGUCUGCCCUCCGUGAUUGGAUCGCUCAAUCCCUACCAUCUAGCCCUGCACUGCAGCUUGAGUUGAAGAACCUGGCUUUGGAGCAUAAGGAUGUAGCCUCUGUCGAUCGACUUACAGUAACAGACCUCUGGCACCUCCUUAAACUCGCCUUAAGGAGCAUCCCCAGGGCCUACUUUGUGGUGGACGCCCUGGAUGAGAUGGACCAAGACGUCUUCCAGGACUUUUUGCAUUUGCUUGACCAGCUGGGCAACAGCAAUUCAGGCAGAGUCAAACUCAUCAUCACAAGCCGUCCCAUCCCCUUAAUCGAGAGGACAGUGAGAAACAUCAAAGUUCUUGACAUUCGUCUCAACAACGACCAAGUCAGCCCGGAUAUCCUCAAGUACCUCCGUCACAGGGUCGAUGGAGUCUUUCCAACAUUAGGCAAUCACGAAGCUAUCGUGUCCAAAGUCCUGGAGAAGGCUGAUGGCGUUUUCCUGUAUGCCAAAUUAGCCAUGGAUACUUUAUGUGAACAGGAGAUUGCAAGCCAUCAACAAAUGUUGGAUGUUAUCGAUAAAUCACUUCUCAAUCUAUCUAUGAUGUACGGUAACCUCAUACGGGAGCAUAUGGAUCGUACAGGGCUUCCAGAAGGAUUAAACAUCUUAGUUUUGCAACUCGUCACGCACGCCAGUCGACCGUUGCGUCUCCUCGAGAUAUCUGACGGCAUCAAAGUGAUCAGACCAGAGUAUACUCAAGACAUUGCAACUAUGAAAAACAUCGUUCGAACGUCCUGCGGUCCACUUUUAGAAGUACUUCCAGAUGAAACUGUUCGCGUGGUCCAUCACUCUUUGACAGAGUAUCUUCUUGGGCUGAAUCGAUCGCCAUCCGACAAGGACAUCCCGGUAUUUGAGCCAGCACAUACGCACAAUGUUGUCGCACUCUUAUGUUUGUCAUAUCUACAGGCGGGAUGUCUCGAUACUCCGGAGUAUGAUAGGCAAAAACAGUGGAAGAACCCUCAAAUAUCCCCGUUCAUGUCUUAUGCGGCAACCAACUGGCACGUGCAUAUAGCAAAGUCCUCUGCACAAGGGUUUCCUCAAGAUGAGGCCAAUGAAGCUAUCUUCUCGCUUCUAAUGACGCCACAAAACUCGAAAAAGUUAGCGCUGUUGCUAAGAUCAGAGGCUAGUGAUGACAAACUAUUUUGGGAAGAGCUGUCAAGUUUUGUAAACCAGGAGGAAGGCAAAGCACUACUGAUUGCACUCCAUCUGGAUCUGAGCAGCUUUGCCAGGUAUCUUGCGGACCGCAUUAACAUGAAAACGGCAGGAGACAUUGGAAGUAGCAGACUGCACCCCCCAUUACACAAAGCCAUUAUCAGGGGGAACCUGGACAUGGUCCGUCUCCUUAUCAGCAAGGGUGUGAGCAUAAGUCACUAUAACACCCGAGGUUUUACAGCUCUCCAUGAAGCACUUAGAGUCGAAAGCAUUUCUUAUGCAAUAGUCAAGUACCUUCUGGACGUCGGUGCCGAUCCUUGGCAGAGAGAAAGGAACAGUGACGAAAAUCCCCUGGAUGUGACUUUUGAAGGAAAGAAUCAUAUAAUCGACGAUGAGGAUGUUCAACUCCUAGCUUCAAACCCGCCAAUUGAGUCAGCCUUCAGCUACGGUGACGAACAAGUGGUCGGGUUGUUUCUGGCACAUAUAAAGUCAGAGAAAGCGGCCAGGUAUGCUUUCCUAAGGGUUCUGACAAAUUCCAAACGUCCAGAGGUCAUGAGGAUGAUUGUGAACCUUGGAAUAAUGGACCUCAACAGCCCCAUCUUCGGCGAUACACUGCUGUUCACUGCCUGUAUACACCUCGUUCCAGAUGCAGUAAAGUUGCUUCUGGAUGCUGGUGCGGAUCCUAAUUUCCCUCGUGAUCAGAUUCGGAUUAACCCGAUCGGCAUAACGACGGAAGGAGGAGCGAAUGUUCUUCAUGGGUUGGCAGCGCCGGCGAAAUAUGGGGGUGUCCGGCGAGAGAUUCCAGAAGACAGGCUAGAUGCAUGUUUUGCAUUAGUCUUCGCUGCUGGGGCUAAUGUGACGCAAGUUGAUGACGAAGGAAUGACACCUCUUCAUCGAGCCAUGACUCCUCUGGCUGCCAAGCUUCUUCUUGACGCUGGCGCGGAUCCGUUUGCCCUGGACAAUAAUGGACUAACGCCUCUUCACGUCGCGUACAGUGUUGAUGUGGCAGAGGUGCUUCUAGCCAAGACAGAUAUUAACACCAGGAGGCACAACGGGAGGACUGUUCUACUACAAACAUUGUAUAAGGAAGACUAUAGAAUGACCCCCACAGAUGAUCGGUCAAAGCUCGAGAUGGCGCUGAAUCUUCUUGAUCUGGGAGUCGAUCCUAGGAUCAGUGAUAGUGAUGGAAAUGGACCUUUGCACUAUCUUAUGAAGAUAGGUGUGGAGCACAAGCCAGAUGCAACUCGCCUCUUGGAGCGGUUAGUGCAGGCCGGGGUGGACAUCAACCUCCGCAAUAACCGAGGGCAAACAGCGCUACAUACGGUGAACUACCGCGACUACAUAUGGGCCGGAAUUGACAGUUUCAAGCCUCUUCUUGCGCUGCCGGCCGUGGAUGUGAAUGCGGCAGAUGAGAAUGGCUAUACGUUCCUCUUCAACGCUGUCAGCCUAUCCGGGAACAUCAUCAAGCAUGAAUUUGUGGAUCUUAUGGUCCAGGAAGGUGCACAUUUCAACGUUACCGACAUUCGAGGCCGAACACUGCUACAUGUCUUCUUAAAACACAUCCGUUCCGAUAUAGGUCCGGAUGAUGAGAUGCUGAAGCUCCUGGUUGAGAAGGGUGCUGAUCCCAUGCAAACCGACCGUGAAGGUAACACCCUCUGGCACGAGGCUGCUAGAUCAUUUAGCGGUAACAGAUUGGUGUGGCCGAAGGUAUUUCAUACCAUUACAACCCUGGGCGUGGAUCCGAAACAACGUAACAACCGAGGGAAAACACCUUUACAUGUUAUGUGCGAGCAUGACCAGGAGGCUCUCAGAGACUGGUACCCUGAUCCCUCCAAGGGAAAUCCAACUCUGUUCCAGUACAUUGUGCAACAAAACCAUGAUGGUAUAAACGAGCCGGAUGAUGACGGUAUAGUACCGCUCCAUACCCUGUCAACCUUUUCCACGGAUCUCACAGAAAGGCUUCUUGACGCUGGAGCUGAUGCAACACUUGCUACGCGGGAAGGACUCAAUGUCUUCCAUCUUGCCUCGCGAGGACGGCAGGGUAAUGUCAUAGGUGUAAUUAUCGACUGGUUCAAAGCCAAGAGAAACACAGAGCAACUAGUCGCAGCAGUCAACGCCAAGGAUGAACGAGGUCGGGGCCCGUUGUAUUAUGCUUGUGCCUCUGGUCGCUACCAAUCAGUUGAACUCCUCAUCAAAGCUGGAGCUGUGCCUGUACUGGAGACAUACGAGAACUCAGCUUUGCAGGGUUUGGUUGAGUUUGAGGAGGAGCUCAAGAAUUGGCGCAACGGCACUGAUCACCCUGGUGCCGGUGCUGUGCACAUUGAUGGAACGGCGAGACCUGCUAGACAUUGGUCAGAGAGGCGCCGACAAUCGUAUCACAAAGAUCGAAUUGACGAUAUUCUCAACCUCUUUAUCAAUACCGCAACCUCAUCGAACUGGCAAGGGAUCGACCAUGCCAUUAUUGCAGCUGCCAACAGACAACACGACUACACAGUAGAGUCUCUGCUACGGGCUAGAAUGUCCCUAGGCCUUCUAGCGCCACCACCAUCCCCGCCAGAAGUACAAGCUUGUUUACAACGAAGGGCAAAGCUUCUGGACAGUACAUUGACAACGCGCCAUGCUAACCACGACUUCUCCAGUCAAGUAGAAUUCAUGAUUGCAGAGAGACUCUACGACGCCAUUCCUUCAUACAUCCAAGACUACUCCCCAAAACCUAAGAGCGCAUACUUCUACAAAGUCCUAUUGGAGCUUUCUAUCGGUGGAUAUGCCUCGCUCCUCGAUGAAUUGCUUACACCAGAAGUCUCAUCGGAUCUCGAGAAGAACACUGAGUCUAUGGAAGAGGGAAGGGUCAAAGAAGAAAGCCAGGACUUGUCGUCACUCUUAGCAGCUGCUUGUAUGUCGAAACAGCCGAACCUACAAGUCAUCAAGCUACUGAUGCAGAAAGGGGCCAAGGCAGACAAGAUCGUGGUGGGUCCAGGUCAUUCAACAACCGCUCUGCAUGUCCUCGUCGAAAAUCGUCAGCAUCGCUGGUGGCAGACGGAGCAGGCCCUGCCAUAUAUUCUGGAGAGAGGAGUAGACUUGGAGGUUCGAAUUAAUGGAGGAUCAACACCUUUGAGCUUGAGUUUGGAACACCAGGAACGACCAUCGUGGAGGGUUCUGGCUACGGAGAUGCUGUUACAAGCAGGAGCGAAUCCAUCAAGUGUUGAUGAGAAAGGCAAAUCCUGCCUUGCGCAUGCUGUUGGUCACGACUCUGCCUUCCAACUGCUUCUUCGCUAUGGUGCAGACUUGGACCCUUCAACGCUGGCUUCUGCUAUAUUAGCCAAAGAUGUGAAGACUAUCGAGAUGAUGUUAGCCUCUGGCGCGGAUCCUAACUCUCGGAAGGUCGGCUCGGAACAGUCUCAUGGCGAAACUGGAUUUUACCCACUCGACCUGUUAAUCACAAGUAAGGGUUGUGAUGAUCAAGACGCAGUUUGCUUACGAAUAAUCGACCUCCUGUUUCAGCACGGCGCGGAUCCAAACGGUCGUUAUUCGAAGACAAGUGUAGCGCACCGAGUCCUCGCAAGAUGUGAGGCAUCAGGCGAUUUUCCUCGGGCGAAGAGAAACCACUACGUUCAUGCAAUUAUUGAGCACCCACGCUUGGACAUCAAUCUCCAGGAUGCAGCUGGAGUCCCGUUACUACAUGUCGCUUACAAAGCGGGCGAUAUGAAAUCGACAAAAGUUCUCAUAAAGAGAGGUGCUGACAUACGUGUCAGAGAUGGCUCGGGCAGAAAUAUCCUUCACCUAUCUCCGGAUCACAAGCUCCAAGGUUUCGAUCCGCAUAUGCAACUGCAACUCUUUGACAUGUUGGUUACUUCAGCUCCGGAGCUCAUCCACCAGGUCGAUAAAGAUGGAAGAACUCCGCUUCAUUGCGCUAUCAGUCGGAGAGCCUCUAAGGAAGAGAUUGAGCUGCUCAUUUCCAGAGGAGCGGACGUCCAUGCAAAGGAUGCAUCAGGAGACACUGCUCUUCAUCUGCUUUUCAGAGAAGAAUGGACCCUCACUGUCAAUGGAGAAUACGUCAUUCUAGAUGAGCGAAAGGUGCAUGUUAUCAAUCACCUCGUAUCGAAAGGUUUAGACGUCAACGUCCGUAACAAAGCAGGUGAGACGGCAGUCUUUAGUUACCUCCGCGAGGGUACUCUCAGAGUUCGAACAUCACAGGGCGAAGAAGUACGCGACAUGGAGGGGGCUCUGAGGCGACAGAACUUUAACAUGGAAGAUUCAAUCACUUUGGAGAAAGAACAGGCUCUUUGGGCGUUGUUUUAUGAAUUGGGCGUGGACUGGACUAUUUUCAACAACGAGAGACAAUCUCUCAUGCAUAUUGUAGCCGCGAAGCGUGUUAGCGAUGAGGACUUGAAAUGGACGAGGUUGCGGACGUUUGAGUACCUGAUGGGGAAGGGAUUGGAUGCUCUCGCUGAGGACAUUAACGGUCAGACAGCGUUGGAUAUUGCAGCCGCAGUGGGAGCGGAGGAUAUUCUCGCCCAUUUCAAAGCAGAUUAG